Trifolium pratense (red clover) is the source of this 2543-nucleotide messenger RNA. Its product is annotated as NAC domain-containing protein 7-like. The record is from RefSeq and is a predicted model, not a curated record. Gene Ontology annotation, molecular function: DNA binding. Lineage: Eukaryota; Viridiplantae; Streptophyta; Magnoliopsida; Fabales; Fabaceae. Bases 904 to 2010 code for a protein of 368 amino acids. Gene Ontology annotation, biological process: regulation of DNA-templated transcription. The transcript is spliced from 5 exons.
UUUAAGAAUUCCUCUCCACCCUUUCUUUCUCACGGCUUGAUAUCUUUUUGUUUCAUUCUUCUCUUUCUUUGGCCCCAAACCUUAACACCACAUCAUUCUUUUUCCUCUCCAUCUCCAUCACUUGCUGGUGGGUGAAGUUAGAACUUGACACCUCUCUCUCUCUCUCUCUCUCUCUCUCUCUCUCUCUCUCAAGCCUUUUUAGCGCCACCAUUUCAUGAGCUAAGCUUUUCCUGAAAUCUAGCUCCAACAGAUAAUGGAGAGAGAAACUAACUAUAGAGAACAGAAGAAAAUGAUUUAUUAGGGCUAUAGUUUCAUUUCAUCCACACUCCUCAAACUCUCUUUUUCUUUUCUUCACUUUCCUCUCUUCUCAUUUUCACUAGUAAUCUCCUUGGGAUCUGAUCUCUCUCUCUCUCUCUCUCUCUCUCUCUCUCUCUCUCAGUAGUUUGAGCAAGGAGAGGUUUUAGUUCAAUUCCCAAGGAAAUAACAUUUUCACUUUCCACUUUUUCUUGUCUGUUUUGUCCCCUUGUUCUUUUUAGUACUUCUGUUUUUUUGUCUGUUUCUGUUGGAUUUGACCAAACUACUACAAACUAUACAAAAGAAAGAUUGUGGAUCAAAGAUAGCUUCAACAAUAGUGUUGCAAACAAGGUUUUCAUCAUCAGAUCCACACUUGAAUUCUACUUGGAGAUCUUGCUUCAUCAAAGAUAAAUAUCAAGGCUUGAAAAGCUAAAAGUUUGGUGCUAUACCUGCAGAGCAUCAUUCACUUGAUCAUAACCCUCCCUUCCCAUAAUUACAUUGUAAAAAGUGUGCCCCCUCUAUUGUUUGUCAAAACCUAGUUUAGUUCUAUUCCUUUAAGGAAAUAUAUGACUCAAUCUUUCACAAGGUUUUAUUAUUCUGAGGAGGAACAUGAACACAUUUUCACACGUACCUCCCGGGUUUCGUUUUCAUCCAACUGAUGAAGAACUUGUUGAUUACUACCUUAGGAAGAAGGUAUUGUCUAAAAAGAUUGAUCUAGAUGUCAUCAAAGACGUUGAUCUCUACAAAAUUGAACCAUGGGAUCUUCAAGAAUUAUGCAAAAUAGGAAGUGAUGAACAAAAUGACUGGUAUUUUUUUAGUCAUAAGGAUAAGAAGUAUCCAACAGGAACUCGAACGAAUAGAGCAACAAAAGCAGGAUUCUGGAAAGCAACUGGAAGAGAUAAGGCAAUAUACUCAAAACAAUUCCUAGUUGGAAUGAGAAAGACUCUAGUGUUUUAUAAAGGACGUGCCCCUAAUGGACAAAAAUCUGAUUGGAUCAUGCAUGAGUAUCGCCUAGAAACUAAUCAAAAUGGAACUUCUCAGGAAGAAGGGUGGGUUGUAUGCAGAGUAUUCAAGAAAAGAAUGACAACAGUACAGAAAAUGAGUGAGUAUGAUCAAUCACCAUGUAAUUGGUAUGAUGAUCAAGUUUCCUUCAUGCCUGAUCUUGAAUCUCCAACUUCAACCAAUCCUCACCAAAAUUACACUUCAUCAUACCAUUCCUGCAAACCAGAGCUAGAAUUAAUGCAAUACCAACACCAUAAUCAUGCUAAUUUUAUCCAACUUCCACAUCUUGAAACCUCCAAAAUCACUCAAUCAUCGAUUAUCCCUUAUAAUCAUGCUCAUGCAAACAACAAUAACAUUAAUUCACAACAGAUGCAAUAUUUGCAAUACCAUCAACAAAAUCUUCACUCGAUAUACGGCGGCGGCGGCGGUGGUGGUGGAAGUAUUACUGGUAAUAAUGAUGAACAAGUUACUGAUUGGAGAGUUCUUGAUAAAUUUGUUGCUUCUCAGCUAAGUCAUGAAGAUAAUAAUAAUAAUCAUAAUCAUAAUCAAGAUCAUGUUUCUAAUAAACAAGCUAGUUCUUUCUCUAAUUCAGAAACUAUUCUUCAAGUGGCUGAACAAAUCACUCUUCUUGCAAAUGGAUCCAAAAAGAAUGAAGUUUCUGAGGAACAUGCUUCAACUUCUACAUCCAGUUGCCACAUGGAACUUUGGAAGUGAACAUUAUAUUACAUAUAUAUAGUUACUUUGAUGAUGAAUGAUGAUGCAUAAUAUAUAGUAUUUGGAAGAAGAAGAAGAAGAAGAAGAAGAAAAAAAAGGACUUAUAUUGCUCCUAAGUUGUUGGUGUACAUAAUAAAACUCAUCCCAUCACAUAUAUUUUUAUAUCUUAUAGUUCUGUUCAUAUAUAUGAACCUGGAGUCUGGAGUAUAUAGACCAAAUGUAUUAUUCUUAUUAUAAUACUAGGCAAUAUUCUAUGAUCAGUUACAAGAAAUUUGCCUAUAUAUAUAUAUAUAACAAUAAAUCAGGACUUCAAUGUCAACAUUAUAGGAUAUGUUUAUUACAGUUUAAUUUGUUUUUAAAAUUGAAGUUUGAGUUGUACUCAAGGCCAAUUACAGGAAUAUAUGGUCUUGGACUCUUGGUAUUCACAUGUUUGAUUGUUGGUACUCUUUGUAUACUUUUCUCUUUUUAAGUGUAAGAUUGGAUGUUGAGAUUAGAAAUCUAAAACAAGAUUGCAUUUCAUAUGUAUGUUCAUU